Messenger RNA from Oncorhynchus masou masou (cherry salmon), 6943 nucleotides. Its product is annotated as leucine-rich repeat-containing protein 4C-like. Gene Ontology annotation, biological process: synaptic membrane adhesion; modulation of chemical synaptic transmission; regulation of axonogenesis. The transcript is spliced from 3 exons. NCBI's taxonomy places the organism in Eukaryota, Metazoa, Chordata, Actinopteri, Salmoniformes, Salmonidae. Gene Ontology annotation, molecular function: cell-cell adhesion mediator activity. The coding region runs from base 1548 to 3485 and encodes 645 amino acids. Gene Ontology annotation, cellular component: plasma membrane; postsynaptic density membrane; glutamatergic synapse. The record is from RefSeq and is a predicted model, not a curated record.
AUAUGAUUUAUAUUAGAGUUCACAAAUGCAUUGCGUAUUUGAAGUUGGAGUUUGGUGGAUGUAAACGUAUUCUUAGCCUGGAGAUUUGUGGUCAGUAUUGCCCAUCAUCUUAAACGUGCAAUUUGAGUUGCUGAGGAGCGCGCGCCGAGGAUCAUCAGGGUGGAUAUGCGUUCCCUCUUGUGAGAUAUCAGUGAAUUGGCUGUACUGGGGAGUCUCUGAGAUGUGUAUAGAGCCAGAGCGCAAAGAGAGGAGUCGAUGAUUGCUGUGGAUGAAAACUGACAGGUGUAGCUUGUUGAACAAACGGCUCUCGAGAUGCGAUGAGAAGUCGGGACACGAAACAUUUGGAACUAUAAGAAUACUAUAGCGUAUGCUAUGACAUUUUGCAUUUGAUUGAAGAGUCACAGAUCGAGGAAGGAUGUGUUCGUGGUGAACAAGGCUUUAACGCUUCUAUGUGGUCCUCAUAGGCUACUUCUAUGAGGAGACCUGCUGGAUUUCCCACCUGACGCGCAGUAGUAGUUCCUACAUCAAACAUACAGUAGCCGAUGAAAAUCGAUAGAAGAAUCUAUCAGAAGACAAAGAUAAACCUGGCGACUUUAUCAUUAUUCGCCUCAUCCACCUGACGAAUUCAUAUGCGAGCAUCUCCGAGAUCCAAUCCAACGACAAUCAAUACAGAGGCAAAGAGAAAUAAGAAUAUUGAAAUCCGCACUGGGUUGUGAGUUGAAAUCUAAUCAGUUCCCUGGGGGGUUGCAGAGUAGCAAGGAACUGAAGAGGGAGAAAAAAGUUCUAGCUAAAAGUGUGACACCGGAAUGACAACCAUCAGCCACUUCAUGUUUGCUCAAUAUGUGGAUGAGCCGUAGAUUAUGACGAGGUUUCAGGAUGUUAUCAAUCUGCGGGUCCACGGCUGCGUGAGACUGUGUCGUUAGAAGUCUGGCUCUGAAGAGGUUGGUUGGUUGUUUUAUUGAAAAUUAAAACAUGAAGGAUGGAUCUGGGAAGAGUUCCGAUUUCUCCUAAAUUCCUAACUGAUAAACGAAAUGUCACCGGACUGUGACACAUAUAACAUUUUUGCCUUGUUAUCACUCUACAUUUAACCAUUAGUUUCAACGGUGGCACUUGUGGGUGCCUUCGUAUAUUUGCGUCUUGAAACAUUUGAAUGGGGGAUGGAUAAAUUGACUCUUUCGUCGUUGUGCAAGUCCUAACACCUAACCGAUUGAUUCUAAUUGAUGGAUUAAACGCUACAUCGUUUACAAUGUGGGGACCGGAUAAACUGUGUGAAAGUAUCACCACGGAGUGUAGGUUUCAGGAUGCUUGAGAAUUGCGGAUGUAGCCUAUUUUCGAUGCAGUUUUCGAGGGCAAGGAGCUGAGGAGGGAACUGUCGUUGUUUGAAUCAGAUCUGCUAACAUCAGCAUCUUUGGUGACAAGGUGAGCCAGCAGCCGAAAACGAGCAAACUUGAGGAUGGGGAGAAACCAGAGGGAUUGCGAAUGAGUUGGCAGCCAACUCCAUCACCGCCUCUUCCCGAAAAGUGGACGACCCAGCCAAUGAAUUAUGAAUGUUGAACAAGAUGACCUCUUCUCGGCAGCAGCAGACGAUGAGAGGUCCUAGGUGGAACCGGGCCCUGUCCGACCCUUUGUUUGUGCUGCUUCUAGCCCUCCAGCUCCUGGCGGUGGCGGGCCUGGUGCGCGCUCAGACCUGCCCCUCUGUCUGCUCCUGCAGCAACCAGUUCAGCAAGGUGAUCUGCACGCGGCGGGGGCUCCGUGAGGUCCCAGACGGCAUAUCCACCAACACACGCUACCUGAACCUGCAGGAGAACCUCAUCCAGGUGAUCAAGGUGGACAGCUUCAAGCACCUACGGCACCUGGAGAUCCUGCAGCUGAGCAAGAACCACAUCCGAAACAUUGAGAUUGGGGCCUUCAACGGCCUGGCUAGUCUCAACACUCUGGAGCUGUUUGACAACCGCCUCACCACAAUCCCCAAUGGGGCCUUUGAGUACCUCUCCAAGCUCAAGGAGCUGUGGCUGAGGAACAACCCCAUCGAGAGCAUUCCCUCGUAUGCGUUCAACAGGGUGCCCUCGCUACGGCGGCUGGAUUUAGGGGAACUCAAACGCCUCUCGUAUAUCUCAGAGGGGGCUUUCGAGGGCCUCGGCAACCUGCGCUACCUGAACCUGGGCAUGUGCAAUCUGAAGGAGAUCCCCAACCUCAUCCCACUGGUCAAGCUGGACGAGCUAGAGAUGUCAGGGAACCAGCUGACGGUCAUCAGACCUGGCUCCUUCAAAGGGUUGAUCCAUCUGCAGAAGCUGUGGAUGAUGCAUGCCCAGAUCAAAACCAUUGAAAGGAACUCAUUUGAUGACCUGCAGUCGCUGGUGGAGCUCAACCUGGCCCACAAUAACCUCACCCUGCUGCCCCAUGAUCUCUUCACCCCCCUGCACCACCUGGAGAGAGUCCACCUCCAUCACAACCCCUGGAACUGCAACUGUGACAUCCUGUGGCUCAGCUGGUGGCUCAAAGAGAUGGUGCCGGCCAACACCAGCUGCUGUGCCCGCUGCAGUUCCCCAGCCAGCCACAAGGGACGCUACAUAGGUGAGCUGGACCAGAACUAUUUCCACUGUUACGCACCUGUAAUUGUGGAACCACCAGCGGACCUGAACGUGACAGAGGGUAUGGCUGCAGAGCUGAAGUGUAGGGCCAGCUCUCUGACCUCAGUCAGUUGGAUUACGCCCAAUGGCUCCAUCAUGACCCACGGUGCAUACAAGAUCCGCAUUUCUGUGCUCAACGACGGCACGCUCAACUUCACCAAUGUCACCAUGCAAGACACGGGAACCUACACCUGCAUGGUAAGCAACUCAGCAGGCAAUACCACAGCAUCUGCCACUCUCAACGUGUCUUCCACAGAGAACGUUCUCAGCUACUUUACCACAGUAACAGUGGAGACCAUCGAGCCAGUGCACGACGAGGGGCGCUCCACCGUGUGGCAGAAGGUGGGCCCCACCCCCUCCGCCGGAUCCUGGGAGACUGUGUCGUCCACCUCCACCACCACCACAACGGCCCGGACGCCCCUCUCCACCCGGGCCACAGAGAAGACCUUUACCAUCCCUGUCACGGACCUGAACGACAGCUCCAUGACCGGCCUGGAUGAGGUGAUGAAGACCACCAAAAUCAUCAUCGGCUGCUUCGUGGCCAUCACCCUCAUGGCCGCCGUUAUGCUAAUCAUCUUCUACAAGAUGAGGAAGCAGCACCACCAGCAGAACCACCAUGCGCCACAGCGCACCAUUGAGAUCAUCAAUGUAGACGAGGACUGUGUGACAGGCGGGCCGGCCAUGGAGGGCCACCUGAAUCUGCCCCCGCUGGAGCAUGAGCACCUGAACCACUACAACACCUAUAAGUCUGCGUACAACCACGUCUCCACUAUCAACUCCAUACACAGCUCGGCGCACGAACCUUUGUUAAUCCGGGCCAGUUCGAAAGACAAUGUACAAGAGACUCAGAUCUAACCAUUUUUUCAUAAUGAGACGAACUGAUGAAAUUACAAAAGGGACAUUAUUGGAUAUUAGUUAUAAGGAUUAUGGAUGUGAAGUGGAGGACUUGACUGACUAUUUGUCCAACGAAUCAGUGGUUGAUGAUGUUUAUUCAAUGACAUUGGGAACUAGGGUAUGUCUAAUGUUUCAAAAAAUGUCUUUACAAAAAAGAAGUUAUUUAUUUAAGAAAAAAAUCUAUUGUGACUAAAUCAAGAAAAAACUGUAUUCUGCAAUUAUUUUUUCAGAACUUAUUUCAUCAGAUGUUUAGUUUUCUUAAUUUGAGGGAGGAUGGUUUACUAAUAUGCUUACAAACUCUAUGUGAAUCUCAAAUUAACCAUGUUCUGGUUUCCCCCAAUCUGUAAGUGAUGGCAAGUUGGCAACCUCUUUUUACCCCACAUACUUAGAUCAUUUCUAGAUCACAUUAGAGAUUUCCUCCUGCCACAAAUUAAUUGAUUAAAUAUAUUGUGAAAAUCUGUUAAUUUAGAUGGAUUAAAAGCUUGGUCGUUAUCUGAGGGUGAAUGCUGGGACUGUAAGUGAUGAAAUCUGAUAACACAAUAUUUCAUUAAAUCUGCCACUCAAAUUAGAUACAGACGUACCCUUGGCUCUGCCAUCAAUAGAUUAGGGACGUUAAAUGAGGGAAGUGUGAUCCAAACUAUACCAUGGCCAACUGUUAGCAACAAAUGCUUCAUAGUUAUCUCACUGUGUGUAUUACGCCAGAAAAUUACGUUUCACACAGUGUUUGUCUCAUUUACACGUUGUGUAUUCAUACCAUUUGUGAUUCCUUCUCUAUUCCACUUGCUCUGAUCCAUCAUAACUUUGUGAGUCAUGGAGAUCGCAUUGGCAAAUACAGUCAGGCAUAUGAGAGCUCCCUGAAUGUCAUACCACCUUUUCCCAUCCCACACCAGCUGUUAUGAUGGUUUACCAUAUCAUCACAGAUAUGGGUGCUAUUCCAGAUCAUCUUAUCUGCAGUCUCAUUGCAAAUCGCUGAAAAUUGCUAUAUGAUAUUAAUGUGGUUCCUGACACAAAUACUUGUCCAGGUGUUAAGAGAAAUAUUGAUUUGUGUGACUUGAUUUAAAAAAAGAGCCCUGGAACACCACCAAGGAUACUGAUAACUCUCCUGUGUUAACUCUCUAUGACCCCUGACUUAAACCAGGGCAGCAAGGAGCAGACUGGUGAGUGGGAACUGGGGCUAAGGACACCGAACAUAGCUGUCCUAGCACAUUGCCUAUCUAUUGUCUGUUCAAACAUUGGGCACAUAGGCACGACAGGCCCAGAUUCACACCGUGCCCCUGCCAAGCUCAGGACGAGGGAUAGAGGACAGAAUGCCAGGGUUCAUGCAGAGAGAGAGAGAGAGAGAGAGAGAGAGAGAGAGAGAGAGGAUUUAGGGAUGAGGUGUGUGGCUUCGAGCAGAUGUUCAGGUCACACCUGCAUCUCUCUGCCUCAACCAUUACACCAUUUCUAUUUUAAUCGACAUACCCUCAGGGCUUUGGGUGGACAGUGCUUCACAGGCACCUGCUCCCUGGAAAAACAUUAAAAAUGCCCCACAGUAAAAAACUGGUGCCAUAAAUAAAGAGGCCAAGCAAAUACCCUUCACAUCCAAGGCUUAGCCACAUACCCCAGGAGUCUUUUUUAUAGAUUGUGCAUCAAUCUAAUUUACUAAACCAAAAAAUCCCCAUCAAAAUCCAUCAGUUUAAGCUAGAGAUAUCAGUUUUUUGUGUCUGAAGCGUCCGAACGGUUUGACUAAUUUAACCACUCUAUGGAAAGUGGAUACCCCAACAAAUGUCACGGAACUCAUCUGAAGGUAACCGGUUUGAGAAACGAAUGGAAGUAUUAAAAUAGUUUUUUUCCUACACAAAAAAGGGGUUCAAUAUGUGUAAAAAAUAUAUAUAUUCAGUACAUAUAUUUCCUGAGUUUAAAAAAAUGAUCGACGAGAUUUAGGACAUACACUUUAAACCCUUGUUGAAUGUGUUAUUCAAUGCGUUUCUAUAGGCCCAAAUCAAUAUUUUAUUAAAUCGUUUUUUAAAUAUAUUUAUUUUCUAAAGUGGUCCUAAAAUUCUAAAUCAAAUAGCGAAAUGCUCCAUAGUAUGACCAUCUUAAAACAAUUCCAUUUGUCAGCAUAGCACCCCCCCUGCUUUUCUUUUUGGUCUCCACUCCCUCCAUAAUGUUAAACAUCUAAGAAAGGUUAUGCAACAGUGCUUUUUCUUUUUCGGGUCCAUUUUGUUUCUGAGAAAUAAAUGAUUGUGUUCUAUUUUAAAUUCUCCAGAAGAAUGAGGGUACACAGAUGUCAUCUAGUUAUUUUCUGGGAGGAAGCACUAUUAAUGAUAUGAUGUCAAAUACAGGAGUGGGCUGAUUCAGUCACCAUGGAAACCAUGACCUUAAGCAGAAAGGCAUGCGCUAUCAGAGCUCCCAUUGGCUAGCUAGAUGCUUUAACAUUAUUCAGAGUCAAUUGAAAAUGGUAUGUCUGUGGAUAGUGUUAUUUGAAAUGCACCUCAACUAUGAAACAAUAUGCUUACAGUGAUGUAGUAGCAUUUCAUUCCCUUGCACUUGACCAGUGUAUAGUAUUAAACAGCAGAGUAUGGAGGUUGUCACGGAUUAUAAUGAUAUAAGCGUCACCCUUGUUGCUUUUCCACUUAAACCCAGACAGUAAAGGAUGCAGAAUCGGGGAAUAGACAAAUCCCGUCAUCAGUUUUAAACGUCACUUCUACUGUAUACUUGGACAGAAAGACUAAAUCCUCAAAGAUGAAUGAAUAACUUAUUUUAAUGUCUUGUGGCACGUUAUGACCUAAUUAUAAUUCAGGUAACUCCAUUUUACAUGAGCUUCUUCAACACAGUUUUAGUCAACAUGAAACAAACAUGUUCAUCAGUGUGGCAUCUCUGCCAAUACAAUAACUAAAGAUGUUUACAUGGAGUUUAGCACAGACGUAAACCAUCUGUUGUGAGUCAUUGACGAUGUGUUUGGGGUGAUCAUGGUGGGAUCUGGAUCUCAAAUUUUUAAGUAAGAGAGUUUGUCCAUCAUCCCUUCUCUUUCAUUUGGUUGGUAAAUGAUUUGGAGACUUUUAUGGUGCAUUUAUUGCAAUUUAGUAAAUCUAUCUCAUUCUUUAUGUAUUGUAUCUCAAUGUUUUGGUUGGGUAGGAGGGACAAGAUGCUUUUAGCUCCACAUUAUUUUCUCUGAGAAGGAAUACUGUUCUAGUGGUAGAUUUCUAUAAAAACACAUUUUUAAAAUAAAUAAAAAAAUAAAAACGUUUUAAAUUUUAAUUUUACAUGUGCCAACAACCUGUUUAUUAAAGUGAAAAAUAGAAACAUACUGUAAAAUAGUAAGACAUUGAUUUUCAUGUUAGCAUACUUUCAUGACCUUAAAAAAACAUAUGAAGAUCGAUUAUAAACCAGGAGUUUGUAGUUCAUAUAUGUUACAAAUAAACUAUUGUUCUUUUUUA